UGUCAUUUCCUGCUUGACAACAGCAUUCAUUUUCGAUAUUUAACAGGAAAGAUCUUGUACUUAUUUUUGAAAAAAAUAAAUAUGUUACUAGAGAAAGCAUUGUGGGUUUUAGUAUUCAAUGUUGUGUCACUAACCAGUGAAGUUUAUGGUUUAGAUUGGCCAUGGAACUGGACAAAAGAAGAUGUCACAUGUUAUACCACGUGUUUGGCAGCAGUUGGUACAGGUACAGUUAUUGCAACCCCUUUGGCACUAUCAGCAGCCGGAUUUAGCGCUACUGGUGUUGUUGCUGGUUCUUUAGCUGCUAAACUUAUGUCCACAAUAGGAUAUGUGCAGGACGGAGGCUGGUUUCCUUAUUUACAAGGGGCUGGCGUUUACGAUGUUGGAACAACUGGUAAAAUAAUAUUAGCCUCGACUGUUUCACCAUUGUGUGCAGCUAUGUGUGGAAGUUCAGAGGAAAGCCAAGAUUUAAUAUGUUACUCUCAUAGAAUUGAUGGAAUGAAGGGAUUGGAUGAAUAUCUGAUACGAGAUGAACAAGUUAAGAAUAUUAAACAGUGUGAAGAGCAAUGCAACGAUGAUGCAGCUUGCAGGGCCUUUCGAUAUCUUCCAAGAAAUAGCUCUUGUUUUUUAUACAAGCUACAACAAUAUAUUGAAGACGAUAUCAGCGAGAGCCAAUUUUAUGUAAAACGUUGUAUUCUAUGUUACAUGAAUGCAACGAAAAAUGCUAAAGGACGGGGUGAUGGAAUUCAAACAGUUUGGGAAGCGUCUUCUAUCAAGGACUGUGAAAUUCGAUGUAUUAAAACUGACGACUGUUUUGCUGUUCAUUUCGAUGGACUGAGAUGUUUCAAAUUCAAUCCCAAAACGGAACCAAAGGAAAGUAUAGGCACUGACUUUUCAGCAAGGAUAUGUGUAGAUUUCAGCGAUAUAGCACUUGAAAAUGAUGGUAAUAAAUACAAAAAGGAAGGAAAACGUUGAGUGCUAGUGAUUGGUGACUACUAUCAAGUUUGGAAAAAUGUUAUGAGAAAAAAACUUAAAUAUUAUUUAAUUUAUUUGAUGUUUUGUAUUUCAAUGAAUGUAAGCUGCUUGUCUGGUUUUUUUUAUAUAAUGAACAAGAUGUCUCAUUUGAACUAUUUCGUAGUAUUGAUGUUGAGUUUGAAACUAUGCCAAACAAAGGCUUAAGGAGU
Molecule: messenger RNA, 1181 nt
Organism: Mytilus trossulus (common blue mussel)
Lineage: Eukaryota; Metazoa; Mollusca; Bivalvia; Mytilida; Mytilidae
Exons: 5
Coding region: 82-972 (296 amino acids)
Cellular component (GO): membrane
Source: RefSeq, a predicted model, not a curated record